AUGGAAGAAUUUGCAAUCACCACGAACCGUGGUUUUAUGAUUUACGAAUUCGCAACCGGAACAUUGCUUUAUGAAGCAAUGUUUCCAGGAGGCGGCGCACUUUGCAUUUCUCUUCUUUCAGACUCGAAUGUUAUCGCAUGUUGUGGAGAUGACUCUCGCGAGGGAUUCUCUGCCAACACAGUUGUUAUAUGGGAUCGUAAAGAUAACAAAGUUAUUGGUCUUUUCCAAGUUGAAAAUAAGAUAUUAGACUUAAAAUUCAAAUUAGAUUACAUUAUCGUUGCUCAUGGAACCAAGAUUUCAUUUCACGACAGCUUCGAUUUUACAGAAAAACUAAUGUGCACAAAUCCGAUCCAAGAUCAGCUUGCUUUUGCUAUUGUCCCAUCAAGCACGAUAUAUUAUACAGCAUUACCAGCAAAGAAUUCGAAAUCAAUACAGAUUAUAGAUUAUCACGAUCCGAAUUACGUUCUUGGCAUAAUUCCAAUAAAUGUAACAAAAGUGAACUGCGUUGCUUUCGAUCGCAAGGGCGAGCUAGUGGCAAUCGUUACCGAUGAAGGCAAGAAUAUUCAGCUCUGGGAUGUUUAUGAAUUGAAACUCGUAGCUACAUAUAAGCGCGGCAUGCGCUCAUGCAAUGUUACUGGUAUUGACUUCGACAGCUUGUCAUCUUUCUUCAUUAUGACUACUUUAAGAGGUACAUUGCACGCAUUUGCAAUUCCGACACCCAAAGAAAGAGAAACAAUAGAUCCUAAGUCACCAAUGCGAUCUAAGUUCAGCUUCGAAAUUCCAAAAGGCAUCAACUUCCACUGCCGUUUCGAUUUAGCCGGUUAUAUGAUAACUGGCAUUUCCGAAAACGGCGCAUUCAGGAAGUUCAGACUUGAUAUCGAAAAGAAUCAAAUUGUUUCUGAAUCAGAACUCCAACUUAGUUUAUAA
Trichomonas vaginalis G3 is the source of this 927-nucleotide messenger RNA. RefSeq names its product phosphatidylinositol-3,5-bisphosphate binding. Bases 1 to 927 code for a protein of 308 amino acids. The record is from RefSeq and is a predicted model, not a curated record. Gene Ontology annotation, biological process: nucleophagy; protein lipidation; protein localization to phagophore assembly site. Gene Ontology annotation, cellular component: extrinsic component of membrane; phagophore assembly site membrane; cytosol. The transcript has a single exon. Lineage: Eukaryota; Parabasalia; Trichomonadida; Trichomonadidae. Gene Ontology annotation, molecular function: protein binding; phosphatidylinositol-3,5-bisphosphate binding; phosphatidylinositol-3-phosphate binding.